UACCAUGUGUGACUGUUGUUGAAGUAUUCAAGGGCUGAGACGUCUCACAAUAUAUUUUAUUAGAAAUUAUAUGAAUCGUUUGAUGUCAUGAAGUUUUAUCUGUGAAUAUUAGUGGAGAAAUAGUCAGGCAACUUUUGAAUCAAAGAAAACGUUGAGCAGUUGAUUAUAUGAUGAUUUACAUCAGCUUGAACAACACCAAAGUUUGUCCCAGAAUUGAAAAAAAAGUAGAAUUAAAGAUAAUGAAAUAAUUAAUGAUUCCAUCAGAAUUAACAAUGUUAUUUAAAUCUUUUAGACCAUAUCCUUUCAUAAGACAGUGUUCAAAAUGUAUUACCAUUGCACAAAAUAAUAGACGAUUAGUUCUGCCCCCAGGACAUAGAAAAAUCCAUUCAGUGACCAGCUCUCGGUCUGUUUUAAAACCUGUGCAACUGUGCUCUGUCCAGCAGCCCAUUUUUUGGACAGGAAUCCGAACAAUUCAAUUUGGUACUGAUGUGAAUUUAAAACAAACUGCUAAAAUGAUAACAGCCAAACGACCAACAAGAAGAAAACCAUCAAGUGGCCUUGGUGACCAGGAGAUGCUUAAAGUGACAGCAUAUGCAGUAGGAGAAGAAAUAUAUUUAGAUGAAUUACGGAAAGCCUUAGAAAUUCAAGGUUUAUAUAAUCAAUUAGAAUUACCUGCAGAUGUUGAUAAUGCCAUCUAUGUGAAAGCUAAUUAUGCUGUGAAUGGAAAUAGCAGAGAAAUUUUUUUUUUUAAAGAAGGGUCGGUUGUAUUUUGGAAUUUACCUACCACUGAGAGAAAUGAAGUUAUACGAUUUGUACAGAAACAUUGUGAAGACCCAUAUGAUAUUAGUCUUUCACUGCAUGAAAAUGAACGAAUGGAAUUUCAACUUUCUGAAGGAAUAACAGAUCUAUCCGGAGAUAAAAUUAAUUUAUGUACUGUCAAUAAAACUAAUGAAGAAUUAAAUCUAGAGAAAUAUACCUGUUCAAAUGCCUUAACACAAUCAGUAAAAUUAGCAAUUUGGGAAGCUUCUUUAGAAACCUUUAUAUCUUCUAUUGAACAAGUUACAGAGGAUCUACGAGAUGGGAAAAAAAUCAAAAUGUCAAGAAGAGACGUGCUACGAAAAACAGGAGAACUUUUUGCUUUACGGCAUGAAAUAAAUCUGAGUUCUGAUUUACUGGAUACACCCGACUUUUACUGGGAUCGAGAUAUAUUAGAAACUUUAUAUCAACGUGUUUGUAAUCAUCUUAUUAUAGCCAGAAGAACUAAGGUUUUAAAUGAAAGAAUAAAACAUUGUUGUGAAUUAACCGAAUUAUUAAGUAGUCAUUUAAAUGAUACACAUCAUGUUAGAUUAGAAUGGAUGAUUAUAGUACUUAUUAUGGUAGAGGUUGUGUUCGAGACGGUACAUUACAUGGACAGAUAUUUCAGUAGAUUCGAGGAGACUGCUCAAGAAAAUAUUGAGUCUACAUCGGAUAUUAAAUAAUAUCCAUAAUAUAAUAAUACCAUAGUGUGAUAUACUAACUUUAUUAAAUAGUGUGAUAUUAUAUCAUAGAUAGUGUUGGAGAAAUUAAG
Molecule: messenger RNA, 1567 nt
Organism: Patella vulgata (common limpet)
Lineage: Eukaryota; Metazoa; Mollusca; Gastropoda; Patellidae
Product: required for meiotic nuclear division protein 1 homolog
Exons: 11
Coding region: 252-1478 (408 amino acids)
Biological process (GO): positive regulation of mitochondrial translation
Source: RefSeq, a predicted model, not a curated record